This is a messenger RNA of Patella vulgata (common limpet), 11444 nucleotides long. RefSeq names its product sacsin. The transcript has 3 exons. The record is from RefSeq and is a predicted model, not a curated record. NCBI's taxonomy places the organism in Eukaryota, Metazoa, Mollusca, Gastropoda, Patellidae. Bases 204 to 6878 code for a protein of 2224 amino acids. Gene Ontology annotation, molecular function: Hsp70 protein binding.
AAGGUUACCUUCCUGAAUUGAUAAAUCUUGUAGGAUGCAUACUACCAAUUGUUGACACUGAAGAUUUCAAAUAUAGGAUCCCGACCUCAAUUGAGGUUUUGAAAUGGUUAGGUGUUAGACAGGAAACAGAUAUUCAAUCAGUUGUUGGUAAUUUAUUGCAGAUAUCACAUGAAUAUAUUACAUCAGAACCAACAUCCAGUGAUAUGUUUCCUGCAUUAGAAAAAUCUGUGUUAAAAAUGUAUGACUAUAUUUUAUCACACGCAAAUGACAAAGUUAAUGCUUACAUUGAAGAGAAAUUAAGAAAUGCAGCAGUGAUUCUACAAGACACCACAAUGAAGAAACCACUAGAGAUGUCGCUAGAAUUAUUCAGUGAUCUUUCUCCAUAUUUAUAUACAAUAAGCCCAAGAUAUAAGAAGUAUUCAGAUUUUUUCUGUUUAAUUGGUGUAACAGAGAAACUAACCAUCUCCAAAAUACUUGAGGUUUUAGUAUGCAUAGACAAUGAUAAAGGUAGUGAAGAGCUAUCUGAUGCUGAAAUAACAUGUAUGGUGCAUCUAACUGAGCCAUUACCAGAACUACUAAGACACAACAUUGAUAGUCAGCUGAUUAAUCUACCAGAUAAUAAAAUUGAUAGUCAACUGAUUAAACUACCAGAUGGUGAAAAAAAAUUAACUCCAAUCAAAGACUUAUGGUUUGAUGAUACUCCCUGGCUGAAAUGCAGGUCAAAAAACAUCAAGCCAUUACAUGAGAAGUUUACGCAACGUGUUGCAAGGUCUAUGGGAGUUCAAUCAAAACGUGAACAUACUGUGAAUUCCUUAUCGAAAUCUGAUAAUUUUUUUCAGUUUGGACAACAUGAGGAUUUAACCAAUCGUAUUCAUCGCAUUCUUGAGGGUUAUCCAAGAGAUGAAUCAAUUUUAAAGGAAAUUCUCCAAAAUGCUGAUGAUGCUGGAGCAACAGAGGUUAUUUUCAUAAAGGAUUUUAGGAAUCUUCCGACAAAAUCCAUACCAAAUGAGGAAUGGAGUGAUAUGCAGGGACCUGCUUUAUGCGUUUACAAUGAUAGCUAUUUCACAAAACAGGAUUUGAAAGGUAUUCAAGAUUUGGGUAUAGGAACUAAGAGGGAUGAUAUAUUAAAGACUGGUCAGUAUGGAGUAGGAUUUAAUGUAGUAUAUCAUAUAACGGAUGCUCCAUCAUUUUGGUCAAAAGGUGGAGAAAUAGGAGAGGUUGUCUGCAUUUUUGAUCCACAUUGCAAAUAUGCUUCCAUGGCAACUCAACAGAAGCCAGGGAUGAUGAUAGAUGCAGAAGAUCUGCAAGAAACAUUUGCUGACUUUCACACAGGUUAUCUACCUAUGUUAACUAGGGACAAGGCACAGGGAACUUUAUUCCGUUUACCAUUACGCACAAAAGAAAUGGCAUUAUCAUCCAAAAUUUCAGAUGAAGUAACUAACGAACAACAUAUAGAAGAAGUCAUUGAACUACUAAAAGAUCACGUUUUUUCUUGUAUGAUCUUUUUAGAAAACAUAAAGAAAGUAAAAAUCGGUUCAAUUAGGGAAGAAGAAUUGGUAAUUGAAUAUGAGGUUGCUUCAACAAUGUCUGGGGAAGAUAUAAAAAAACAGAAAGAUUAUAAUGAUUACCUAAAAGAGAUAUCAAUGAAAAUUAAACAGAAGGAAGACGGUGCUUUCAGUACAACACCAAAAGAAAUUUCAAUAACACUACAAAUAACUGAUAACAUGAAGAAGAAAGAAGAUUAUUUGAUUGUAAAGCGAGCAGGAUUCCUCACAAAUUCUCCAUUUUCUGAAAAACUUCAAAAUGCUUAUAAGAAUGGACGACUAAAAAAACUACCGAGAGGUGGAGUUGCAAUUUUUUUGUCUCCAAAACCAAAAAUUACAGGUAAAGCUUAUUGUACUUUACCUCUUCCAGUGGAGACAGGUUUACCUGUUCAUGUGAAUGGGCAAUUUGCGUUGGAUCAUGAGUCUAGGAGAAACUUGUGGAAAGGUGAAGACUCAGUUCAGUUUUUAUGGAAUUUGCAGCUUGGCAAAUCUUUAAUAGUACCAGCCUACAUAUCUGCUCUACAGAAAUAUAAACUGUAUCCUUUGCCAGCUCGACAAUGCAGAACGAAGACAAGAGUUUUAAUUCAAAUGAUCCAACAGUUUGAAUCUCUAUUCCCAAAGAACAGACAUGCCAGUGACAUUUAUUGGAAAGAUUUAGUAAAAUCUAUUUAUGACAAAAUAGCAAAAGGUAGAUCCAACUUGUUCCCUGUUAUUUUAGAUGAAACUUGUAAUUGGUUUAAAAUUAAUUGGGUACCAGUUCAGAUAGAUGAUGACUUUGCUGGUUGUUUUAACACACUUGAUCAAUACUAUAAACCCAAGAAGACAACUCCAGAUGCUACAUUUUACAGGUCUUCAGUCUUGUCUUCUCACAUAGCACACUCAAAAAGUGAUGAAGGAAUUGAACUUACACAUCAACUGGAAGAACUAGAGAACAUUUUGGUCACACUGGGAAUGAAAGUUUUGAAAUCUGCUGGUUGGAUUCGACAAGAAAUUGAAGGAGCUAAAACUGUUAGUCCAGAGUUGGUAUUAAAGUUUCUAAAAUCUCAUGCAAAUCAAGGGCAAUCCAAUGGAUGUAUUUUAGGAGAACUGCCAAAAGAUAUUAAUCAAACUAGAUUUAAAAGCGUAGCUAAUUUGAAGAUUGUGUUUGAGUUUGUGAUGAAAGUCAUUACGGAAGAAUGCUUCCAAAACAGUAGCAAUAAGGAGUCCAAAUCUAUUGAUUUCUUGUAUGGGGCACCACUUUUACUACGACAAGAUCAUCAACUACAUGUUUUUAGUGAGAACAGCGUAGUUACUGUAUCAAAAUUCUGUGAUCUUUUACCGAAAUAUUCAGACAGGUUUCUUUCUCUAAAUAUUUUACCUAUUCUUGAAGACUAUGUUUCAGUAUAUCAACCGCUUAAAGAAUGGAGCAUUGAAGAAUUUGCGGACUGGUUUAAUGGUACAGAUUUACAUCCCUUUAUUGGUCAGGGUAGAGAGGUGUCUUGGAGUAGUGGAAAACCUGUAAGUGAGCCAUGGCUUGUUAUGCUCUGGAAAUUUCUUAACCAUCAUAUACCAAACUUAGCAGAUGACACCAGAUCAAUAUCUUUAGAAAACUAUUUGAACCCAGUUAAAUCCUUUUCUAUACUUCCUGUUAAAACUGUGAGUAACACAUUUCUGUUGUAUCCAUUGAGUCAAGCUAAACAUGUUAUAGACUAUGUACAUCUAUCCUUCUAUGAUAUGCCUGGCAUGCCUGUAUUAGAGAAAACAGAGGAGAUUCUCAAAAACUUAAGGUUUCCAGAGUUACACCAUUUCUCCUUGGAUCUCUACUUCAAGUACAGAGCCUGUGACAUAGUGGCGAAUAUGAAACAUCCAAAACGGAUCCUUGAAGUAUUAUACACUAACAGUAAUUGCUUAGCAUCAAUAGACACCAAAAAAGCACAAACCAUGUUACAAUAUUUUAAUGAGUUUAAAAAUGAAAUGUUGGCUUGUGAGAAUAAAUUAAAACAAUUGAAACUUUAUGAAACACAUGAUGGUGAAUUGAUUACCUUACAUAUGCCAAAACAAUAUAUCAGACUAAGGGAUUCUUACCCACCAGUACCUUCACAAGGUCUUCAACACUGGUCAUCUGUAUCAAAUGUUAUUAUCCUAAAACGUCACGACAAGCUUGAUAAUCUAUUUAAAAUCCUCGGAAUAGAAGAUACUUCACCAGCAGACCUCUACUUAAAAUAUAUUCUUAAGUGGUUUUAUGGCUUUAAUGAUGAAGAACAGUUGUGUCAUUUGAGGUACAUUAGAGACAACCUGUUGACCAAAAUGGAAGAGGGUUUUAAACCCAAAAGGGAGGCGUUAAUUAGAAUGCUAACAGAAGUCCAAUUUAUUUCAUACCGAAGUGGAAAAACAGUAGCCAAAACCUUCUAUGAUAAUAAAAAUAAAGUAUUUCAGGUGAUGCAUGAAUUACUUGACUUUCCACCACCACCAUUUAAUGACCCUACAUGGAGACAAUUCUUGAUUCACGCUGGAAUGAUAUAUAAAGUGUCAGAGGAAAAGUUUGUCUUUUUUGCAGAAACGAUUGCCAAAGAAGCACUUUCUAAUGGUGUAACGGACAUAUUAAAAAAUCAAUCACAAGUACUUGUCAAUUUUCUGUUUCAAAGCAAACAUCAUAAUGUAGAAAGAAUCUGUGAGAGAAUAAAAAACAUCAAAUUUCUUGAACAAGAGAGUUUACCAGAUGAUGACUACAGAAUAAAAAUUUAUUCACAGUUUGGCAGCUGUAGAAAUUUUAUAGCAUUCCAGGAUUCAUAUGAUUACUCACUUUUUGAUCUAAUUUGGUCAGUGAAAUAUGUUCUAAAAAGAAAAAAUUGUGAUUCAGCAAGACCGAACGAGUUUUAUAUUAAUUGGUUCAAACUGUUAGGAAUAUCAAAAACAGUGGAUUCAACCACAUUCAUCAGAAAUAUGCAAAAUGUGUGUUCAUCUCUGACAGAUAAAUCAGUUCCAAAUAGAAUUAGCUUAGACAACCAGAAGAAGUUAUUUGAAACAUAUUAUCAAUUUCUACAAGAUGAGUUGCCUGAAGUUAGGGAGGAACUUAAGGAUCUUAAAGAUUAUCAUACUAUAUUUUUACCUGAUGAUGAAUUGCUUGUUCCAGCUUCCUCGGUUAUUCUAGAAAGCAGUCCAGACUAUUUUAUCGGUGGACACAUAUUUAAAGCACCAUUAUAUUAUGGCAAAUAUGUUGAUGUCUUUGAGGCACUUGGAGUAAGAAAAUCUGCCAUUCCUGACAUAUAUCUUGAAGUUCUGUGUCGCAUUGAAGAAAACAGUAAUGGUGAGGAAUUAGAUCCAAAUGAAUCUGUCGCUGUUCAACAAUGCAUCAAACAAUUGAACAUUCUAUGGGGAAAGCAUGCAGAUCAGAAAUAUGAGUUGAAAAAUCUGAAAUUGUUUUUACCAAAUCAACGAAAUGUGCUAAAAAAUUCAACUGAGCUUGUCUUUAUAGAUGACGAUUCUAUUUAUCAAAGAACUAAACAGCUUUGUAUUGACUUUUUUAUUGGAUACAAACGUUUGGAAAUGGAGGUACCUGAUCCUAACAGCACUCAUCAUUUCUGGCCAAAAGAGUACCAGAUGAAGAGAUUAAGUAAAAUAGUAACAGAAAGACUAAAUCAAGAUUGUAUUCAAGGAGCAGGAUAUGGUGAGCUGGCUAUUGAAGUGAGUAAAAGGCUAAAACAUGAUGAAAUGCUUAAAGCUUUAGUGCGUUUACUGAAACAUGAUCAACAUAAGGCUGACAUACCAUUUGAUGAUGAAGAAACCAUGAAAAAUAAACUCCAAACCAUAGUAGACAUAAAGGUAUGUGAAGUUAAAAACCUGUCCAUGGAACUUGUCUAUGAAGGAAAGGUGGUACCUAAUAGUGAAUGUAAAAGUUCAGCAUACUUUGUAGAGUCGAGCCAACAAAACAAAUGCACAAAAGACUAUAUUUUAUACGUCAAUCAAGGAAUCACUGUAGAAGGCUAUGAAUUAAUAAAAAAAUUAAUUGCUCUUCUAAAACGAAUUCUCAACAUAUCUAGUGGUAUAGACAGCAUGCUUUUUAAUGCCCUCUGGAAUAUGAAUGUCUCAGAAAUUUCAGAAUUCCUCGAUGAUAAAAACAUUAUUCAUUCUAAUUAUGCUGCAAUAGCAUCCAGUAUAUUUCCUGAACUAGGUAGUGAGAUUCCGGAAGAUCUUCACUUUCUGUUGAACAAUAGUUUUACUGAGUUUUAUGAAGGUGAAUAUGUUGGUUUUGAAGUUUUUGACCCUGAUCUUGAAGAAACAAAAUCUGAAGAUGUAGAAUAUUCACCAAUGUAUGUAUAUGCCAAAAUUGUUAAAAAGGUUAAAGCAGAAACAGAUGAGGAAUUUGCUACAUUCAAUAUAAAUGUUGGUGAAGACGAUUUAAAAGAAGUUUACUUUUUCAAGAUCUACAAGUUCCAUCGAACAAGAAAAAGUAAAUCUAGAACAUUGGAAUUAAGUGAAAAAGUGAAGGAAGAUAAUUUAGAUGGAUCUAGUCAAGAUAUCACAACCAUAUUGCUGGGUAUCCGUAAGACUUUGAUAAAAGCUUGGAAACUUCCAGAAAAAGAAAAAAAAGCAGUCCUUAAACGACUGAUAUUGCUAUGGCAUCCUGAUAAAAAUCUACAUAAUCAAAAAAUGGCAACUGAAAUUACCCAAAAGAUAUUCAUGUAUGUAAAUAGAUUAAAAAAUGGUCUCUCAUUAGAUGAACUUGAUGAAACUGAUGGUCACACAAGUUCAAGUUCCAGUAACUAUUACUCAGAUGAUGAUUCAUAUGGACAUUUCUACAAAAACAUGAAUUCAAGAGGAAGAGGCUAUGCCAGAAACUUCCGAGAUUACUGGUCACAUGAAAGUUAUGAGCAUUACCAUUCCUGGACUCGGACUCGGACUGAACCGAGACCGAUGCUGGAUCAUGCUGUCCGAUGGCUGAAACAAGCUGUAAGUGAUCUAAAAGCAGCUGAACUUUUUCAACAGAAUAUUGGUAAUGAUUUUCAUAAUUGGGUAUGCUACAAAUGCCAGCAGGCUGCUGAGAAAGCUCUCAAAGCUGUUUGGUAUACAAUAGAUGGAAAUAAAGUAACACAUGCUCACAAUGUGUAUCAAGUUGCUUAUGGUUUACCUUAUGAUAACUUAAAAAAACUUGCAUUAGAACUACAAAAUAUGAUUGGUGAUCAUACUCGUAUGCGAUAUCCAGACACACUUAGUUACCCACAAAUUCCAAAUGAUGUAUACAACAAAGAUCAUUCCCAAAGAGGCUGUGAAAUAGCAAGAAAGGUCGUGAAUGGAGCAUCUGAAAUAAUCAAUUCCAAUUAUUCUAGGGGUGCUAAGAAGAAGAGAACAGAGUAAAAUCUAAAUGACAAAUGAACAAAGAGCAUUUGUAUUACUGUGAUUUUUUAAGGUUUUCACAUUUUAGAAAUUUAUAUUUGUAAGUUAUAAUAUUUUAAAGCAAAUAUGUUUUGUUCAUUCUACUAUUUUUAUAGUCUGUCUGUAGCAGGGCAUCCCAACAUUACUAGUGUUUUGCCAUUAGUAUAAUAUAUUGGUAAAAUAUGAGUUCUGAUAUGAAUAUGUUUUGAGAGAUAGAUAUAUUCCGUAAAUUAGAUAUAUAUUUUGUUUUACAUGAAAAAAAAAGUGAUGAUAUAUAUUGUAUAUUGUUGCCCAUGUACUCCAUCCGUCACAAUUCUUGUAUCCCUCUAAGUCAAACUUUUUGUAUUGUUGAGUUUUGUAUUGAUUUUUGAGAGAGUUAUUGCUCUUACAAUCAAAAUUUUGUAAUUGCUCCAAAUGUGGUUAUAUAUAUUGUUGUCACUCCGUAAUAUAUUCAAAGAAUUCUAUUGAAUUCUAUCCGAUUAGGUUGAAAUUUAUGUUUAUUAUUAAAAUUUUGAUAAAUCAACAUGUAUUUCGAAUGUCGAUGCUCCUUCUUGAUGCCACAAGUCGGAAUCUAGUGUAAGUCAGUUAUGCACUUUAAUAACUGUGAAGAAAAUCAACACUGUAAUCAGUUACACUUUAUCCAUACGUUUAAUUAAAAAUGAGAAUGAAAAAUCAAAAGUAAAAAAAAAAAAAAAUUAAAAUGGAGUUUAACGUCCUACUCCAACUGGGUUGAUGAAGACGAGCAUAUGACAUACAGUGCUAUGAGUGAUAUUUUGCCUAGACAGGGGCACUGCAACCUACUCUUAUAUUGAAUUCCAACUGCCAAGGGAUCUUUAACGUGCUCGCCAGUGUGUACAGGACCUUUGUUUUGUAUCCCAUCCAAACGACUAGACAGGCCCUCCAUCCUGCACCACUGACAAAGAGAAGUCAAUUUAAAAAGUAACUGAGAAUUACCAUCAGCUUGAGAUGUGUUUUUGUAUAUUAUUUUCAUAUAUGUUUGAAAUAAUACAUCAUUCUUGUAUGUAUAUUUAUUCAUAUUUUGGUUAUAGUUAGUUAAUUUUUUGGGUCAUUUUCUUUCAUUUUGAAAUAUUGUUUUGCUUAGUAGUAUUUUUUGUUACAAUUUGUAUUUUUGAAAUAGUUUAUUAAACAUACAUUAUGCAAGAGCUAAAUCUGUCUGUUGCAGGUCUUUCUUUAAGCCUGAAAUGUUAUCUAAAUUACUAAUUAGACAUUAAUUAACAUAUUCAGACCAUAAUCAACUCUCAAUGGCAUCGCUAGCCUGCGAUCUUUAGUGGAUUAUGAGCUGAUUUACUGCAUAAUUUUCCUUCAUGAUUUAAUGAUUAAAUGGAUAAUCGAGACUAUGCUAUUUAUCAUACUGACUAAAUUUUAGUUAUGAUUGACGCUAGGCGGAAAUUUCAAUCGCUUAAUUCUCGGUUCAUAGUGGAUCAAUUUUAAUGAAAUUUUCAGCAAAUUGCCUUUACAUUAUCUAGUUUUUAACUAUUAUAGUGAGAACUGCGAACUCGUUAUCUAAUCUCCCAUAAUGUAUCUUUAAUUAAAGUAUUUUGGAAAUAUCAUUUUGUAUUCUGAUAUAUAUUAAUUUUCCAGUAUUUUCUUAUUUUACUGUUCUUAUAUACUACUUUGUCAUUUUCUUAUUUAAUUAUUCUACUUUGUGUUAAUUUUCUCUUGGUUUGGAAGCUUGAAGAUGUUUUGAUUUCAGUAUCCUAUACAAUGGCUGUAUACUUCUUCAUUUGAUUGAUUUCUCUGAGAAAUCCUCAAAAUAUUCAAACAUAAUAAUAGUAAAUGUCUAAGCCUUUUAAGUAAUUGUCACAUUAAAUUGUGUGGAAGAUAUUUAAGAAUGUUAUAGAUAUGAUUAUAAUUUAUAAUGAAGAUAACUGCAUUAGCAUCAUACAUUUUCAUUGUUAAAAAAUAUACAUUCAGCAAGACAAAUAUGUAUUCAGCAAGACAAAUGACAUGAAUAUCGAUCUGUUUAAAACUAUGGGUUGUCUUGAAUAUUUUUCAUUUGUAUAUAAUCUUGUUUGGCUCUUAUUUAUAAAGACAUGAGAUCAGUUAUAUGUGAAGGAGUUUUGUGCUAUAUCUAUAUGAAAUAGUUAAGUAAUAUUUACCUUGUUUUACUGUGUAACGAUAUCCUAUUUAAGUUAUUAUUUGUGUACUGUUUUUUGUGUGAUUUUUAUACGCCAACAUUGAAAUGUGAUCAUAUAUUGUUGUCACUCCUAUCGUCCACCAUUGCUUGUGGACACUCUAGACGAAGAAGCCUGUUGAUUUUCAAUCAAUGAUUUCUGAUAAUUACUGCCCAAGUUAUGGCUCUUGAAAAAUAUAGGACCCCCUCAAGAGGAGGAUGAAGUUAAUACUGAAUCUGAUUGACUUCAAAAUGUAUACACAUAUGAUGAAUGAGCCUAUUGAUUUUCAACGAUUUCCGAAAAUUACUUCCAGAGUUAUGGCUUUUGACCCCUGUGAAAAAUCUAAUGGAUGCUCUGAAGACCAAAGUUAUCCUUCGAUUGACUUUGAAUUUAUACAGUGUUUGAUGUCAUGGGCCGAUGAUGCCUAUUUACAUUCAACGAUUUCUGAUAAACUAAAAAGCUAAAUUCAUGAGAUUACACAUUUUGUUCACUGAACUAGAACCCAAACAAAUUCUGAUAAUAAUUAAUGGGUUGUUACUUGUAAUAAGAAUUUAGUGUUUUCCUUACCGACAAAAGAAAAAAUAUGCAACAACCCUUGUUGACUUGGCUGUGGUGGGCAUUGUUUCAUUGCCUGAUAAAAUUAUCUUUGUGUGAUUUUUUUUGUUUAAAAACUAAAGUGGAUUAUAAUAUUACCCAUGCACAUUGAGCAGAUAAGGUGACUCAGUAUUUAGAUGUUUAUUAUGUCAAUUUGAAUAUUUUAUUAUAAUAAAACAUAUUAGGCAACACAAAUAAAAUAACUUGUUUCUCGGGCACCGCCCGCACGCAAAAUUGGUUGCGCGUGCAGUCUAUUUAUUAGUCUUGAUGAAAAAAAAUAAAUAUGUAACGCCCGCCCGCACAUCGACAAGCAAGUCGUAAAAAAAAUAUCCCGCAUGUACCUACAUCCGCCAUACAUGUAUAUCUAUUCAAAUGUAUUAAAACUGAUUCAGAUGAACAUGCUGUCUUUUUUAUCCGAACAAUGGCGAAGUUUGGCAGAUUUGCCUUUUUUAUUGAUAUCGAAAGAACCUCCAUUUUGUAUCACGUGAUAUUAAUUACCUCCCCUGAUAAACUAGAAUUUGAUUCGUGUUAAAAGUCAUUGGCGACAAUAUUUCAAUCAUUCGAUCGUAAUCGGCUCAUUAUUGCCGGCUUCAGUCGGUCCUUGUUUGGAAAAUCCUAUUGAUAAAAUAAUGAACCGUAGAACAGGUUAAUUAAUUAUAGCUAAGAAUACGAUACGAUGACGAUAGUCGUCAUAAUGCAUACCUUAGAAUCUGGGUCAUUAUUAGCACAUUUACGGUAGUUUCGAUAAUCCGGAAAAUAAUAAUUGGAUUACCGAUUUGAUGGUUUUACUGACCAGUUGUUAGUUAGAUUUAAAUAGUCAUUCAAUAUAAACACCGGAUAGAACACCGAAUAUCCUGAGAAACACACCGAAUAUCCCAAGAAACAGUAUUUCCGGCAAUCUCCAAUACCGAUGACACGGUGUGACAUGCAUUGGUUGGAAUUCGGUAAAUAAUUAUAAAUAAACCGGCGAUACUAGAUUUAGUUUUAAAUACUGUUUACCAUGAUUAUUAUUUUUGAUACACCUGGUGAAAGAGGCUUAGUUUUUAAAAAUAUUGUUGUCUUUAUGGAGGGCUAUUACAUAGUCGUAUGGAAUUUUAUUUUAAACCAAUUUCAAUUAUGUGAAUUAAAUAUGGAAAAUUAUUUUCCUUUCAGUCAGUGUUCAGUCUCAGUGUUUUAGUAGACUUGAUUUUGGGUUUAUGUUUUAAGUAUGUACAAUAAAGUUGAAUAUAACGGAAAGCAAAAACGUAAACAAGUAAUGACUUUCUCAUUUAAAAAAAAAAAAAAAAAGAAAGACCGCCCUCCCGCCCCAACAAUUUUCAGCAAUAGCCAAAUUUUAUUUUGCACCAUCAAUGAGUAAAAAAAAAAAAGAAACCGCCCUCCCUCCCUACAGUUUCAGCUGUCAGUUGCCCGAGAAACAAGACAUUUAUUUUGUGUGGCCUUAUAUUUAUGUUUAUUUUAAGAAAUCUGUACUGAUCAAUAUGCUGUUACAAACAGAUAUAUUUUUAACAGAAGUGUGUUCAAGAAUUGCUUGAUUUCUGGGGGAUUACCUGAUAAUUUUAUAAAAUCAAACUCUGAGACAAUUUUUCUGCUGUUUAGGUGCAUACAUGUACAGGAUUAGAGUUGAGUGAGGCUUGCUUGACACAUUUGUUUGUUCAAGGUUAUUUCGAUGAAUGUAGGUGAAAACAUAUUAAACUAAAUCUACAGUGAUUAAUUACCAUGGAUGGCAACCAUUGAUACUGAUAAUAAUUUUAUGACUCUUCAGUUCUUGUUACAUUUUAUAUAUUAAUACAUUGUCGAAGUUAAAUUUCUCUGACCCAUA